GUGUUUAAGUGUCAUGGAAUCUGCAAUUUAACAGCUUUCUUGAAAGUGGGAUAAAAAUGUUGGAUGUACAUUCAGCGUUAUAUGGUCUUAUAAAAGACAAAGUGAUAUGAAAAAUUUCAGAGGAUCUCAACUCACAAUUUCUUGUGGCGAUUAACUGAGUUCAUUAAAAACAUUUGAGUAAUGCCAUUCAGCACGUAGUGACAUUUGCACUCAAAAGCCUCCAAAUUGAACGACAUUCACCGUGGUCGUGGGUUUUGCGACCGCCUAGUGCAACGCGGAUAAUGUCUUCUAGGAUGAAGUUUCAAUCGUUUCACUCUCAACAAAUCGCUGUUCAUUGUAAAUCUAAGAUAGCAAGAACGUGGGCAUUCGUCUCUUUCGUGAUGACCUCGAUAAUUGUUCUGGAUUCUUCGGAGGACGAGUCUGAUGCUGCCGCUGAGACAAUAAGAAAAACAGCAGAGAGGAAACAAACAUCUGACCAUAAUGUUUACCCCGAAUUGAUAAAGGGUUCAACGCUGCCAGGAAAUUCUUCGCCAAGAUAUAGUAAAGAAAAUAUUGAAUUAAAGCGAAAGGAUGAAAAUGACAUUGAGAAGCCUCGAAAAAGGAUAAAACCUACUUUAGUCAGCAAAACAAUCAACAAGGGCAACUUUGUGGGUAGCAUCACUCAAAUUGAGACGGGCAACAAUGAAGUUAUUUAUACUGCAAAAAGAAGACAAAGCGAUAUUGCUGAAAGUACUGAACUUCAUGUAGAUGAACAUAAUUUUAUUCAGAAUUUAGAAGGCCUGGAUAAAUUGAAAAAAAGUGAAAACAAUGAAAAUCUACUUACUCCAACAUUCAACGCUCUAAUUGAGGCUUGUAAAAAAGCUGACUCUUCUAAUGACAUGAAUAUAUUGAUAGAGAAGAAGCUACUCAAAUAUUAUCAUUCGGUACAUCCUGAUUUCGUAACAUCAAAAGGCUUUUGCAAAACUGUCAAGUUAGUUCAUGAACAAAUCGAGUCUAAGCCUGAAUUAGUAUACUACCAGCUAAGGACUGUUUUCGAGGAACUGAAAAUUAGGCGUAAGAGUAAUACGGCAGUAAUGUCAAAUGAAGAUGUGUCAUCGACGGGAAAUGAACGACGUGAUCGUCAAAUAAGAUUACUGAGCAAAGGCCUACUGAGUUUGACAAAACGAAUUGAAAAGCUAGAAGAAACUGACGUGGACUUUGGUGAUGAAGACAAUUCAGCGUAUCUGCAGCUUGAACGGCUAAAAAAGCACGCUUGCAAGAUUUAUGAUAAAAUUUGUGACUUAACUGGAGAAAGUAGACACGCCCACAGAGCCGUGAAAAAACCGGUUACUUUUCAAGGAACAUGCUAUCCACAGUUUAAUAAAACACUUCAAGCCUUUGUGAAUAGAACAGAAACAUUCCCCGAUUUUUUCGAUGUAUUGCGAUGUUUAGAACAUUGCAAUACUCAUUACAGUUUUGAACUUCGAAAUGAUGAAAUGAAAAAAAUAGCUCAAGAUGCUUUCCUGAAAAUUGGAAAGUUAUUACAAAAUAGACGGAAGGCUGACUUGUACGAGACUGUAGCACAUUUUGCAGGGGUGAGUCCCGAUCCUGCAUUAGAAGAUGAAGAGUUGAAUGCAAAACUAGCGGAGAAUCAAAAAUUUCAUACCAAAAUUGGGUCUAUAAUUGACAGGUAUGCUAAAGAACAAGAAUUAUCAGCAAAAGAGUAUAGAACCAACGAUGAGAAAAGUGUGAACAUGCAGGACUCUCACCUUGCGGAUAAGGAGAAUCAAAAUAUUGAAUGCCAAGGAAUAAACAAAGGGAGGUUCAAGCAAACCGAUAAAGCUGUAACUGAAGUCGAAAGUUUCAUAUCCGUAAUAAAUGAAAGCAAAGACGAGAGUGCCUCACUCAAAAUUGAGGAAGAAAGAACAGAUAACAUAGCCGCUGAGAUCGACAAUCUUGACGAAAUAAUAAUAUCUGACGAAGAUGAUUCCUAGUGUUUAAAUUAAUCAGCCUUUCAUAUUAAAAAUUUGUUUUCUGACAUUCUAAACGCUGUGUGACUUUGAUAGACUUAUUUACUCUUGUUUGUAUAUAAAAUUUGUAUUUUAAU
Molecule: messenger RNA, 2086 nt
Organism: Hermetia illucens (black soldier fly)
Lineage: Eukaryota; Metazoa; Arthropoda; Insecta; Diptera; Stratiomyidae
Product: daxx-like protein
Exons: 5
Coding region: 282-1973 (563 amino acids)
Molecular function (GO): histone binding
Source: RefSeq, a predicted model, not a curated record